AUGCCGAGGCCCAUCGAGGCGGACGUGCACAGCGCGUUUAUGGAAUUCCGCAACGCAGAGGAAAAGUGCAUGUCGGUCCAGUGUCUCUUCUGCCACCAAGUCCGCGCAAAGAACACCACCAGGCAGAAGCAGCAUCUCGCCCAAUGCACUGCCUACCUCGCCCAGCACCCUGAGGCCGCUGCUGCCAUCAAGUCUUCUCUUGAGCAGCAUGCCCAGGUCCAUGAUGGCUCCCAACAACACGUCUCGGGCGGCCACGGCGGCAGCAUUUCCCAUGGUCCCGGCGGUCACGGCCACGGCGCCGGUCAGGACAACGGCGGUAACAACGCCAACCUGAACGUCGCCAACCAGGCUCAAAACCAGCACCAGGCCGCCGCUAAUGUCGGCGCGACCAGUGUCUAUCCCGAGCCUACCUCACUCGACCCUCAUCAGCACACCAACUUGGGCUUCACUCCGAAUGCCCGCAUCAACGGCACCAGCACCCCUCAUGGCACCGGCACCCCUAUCCCUCAGCACAUUCGCCCCAUGUCUGGCGCAUCCAGCGCUCCUCCCGCCAAACGCCAGAAGACCAAGCAGACCAACCCCAACCUGCCCGAGAUUCCCCUUGCCGAGGUCCAUGCCGCCUUCGUCGAGUUCCAGGCUAAGGAGGGCGAUAAGUGCCUGUCGGCCAAGUGCAUCUAUUGCAACCAAGUGCGUGCGAAGAACACGUCCCGCCAGCGUGAGCAUCUGCUCCAGUGCCCUGGCUACCAGGCCACUAUGAAGGACAGGAUCCCGGCGAACAACCUUCUGCACCACUUCGACGAGGACGAUGUCGCCGCCUCGCUUGCUCUGCCUACCCCUACCCUCGAACUUGACUUCCGUAUGAGCAUCCGGGUCAAGCCCAAGAUGAACAUUGGCGACGGCCCCUACGGCCGUCAGACCUGGAUCUCUUGCAUUGGUGGCCAAUGGGCUGGUCGCUGGGGCAAGGGCAGUGUCCUUGCCAACGGACAAGAUACUCAGACCUCUUUUAAGGAAACAGAGACGAAGAUCGACGCCCGUUACCUGAUCCAGACCAACGAGGAGCAACCUGCUAUGAUCAUUUGCAAAGUCGAGGGCUGGUGGGUCGGCGACAAGGAGAUUAUGGAGCGUCUCCAGGACCCGGUCGCCGCAGACAACGUUGCGGCCAACCGCUACAAGCUGCGUGUUGUCAUCAAGCUGGAGACUGGUGACGGGCGUUACGCGGAUCUCAACAGCGGCGUCUGGGUCGGCAGUGGUUGCCGCCGCGGCGCCGAGAUCGUCUACGAUGCCUACCGCGUCAACUGA
Sordaria macrospora k-hell is the source of this 1299-nucleotide messenger RNA. RefSeq lists its product as uncharacterized. Lineage: Eukaryota; Fungi; Ascomycota; Sordariomycetes; Sordariales; Sordariaceae. The record is from RefSeq and is a predicted model, not a curated record.